AUGGACCGCGCAAAUGGGCCUGGCGCGGCCGCCACGCGGGCGGAGCGGUUCGAGGACGAGAAGCGCCGCAUCAUCGAGAGCUGCUUCAACAAGAAAGAUUCCGAUGGCUCGCUGCUCGAGACCUACAUCACACAUAUCCGAAUCACCGAGUACUCGUCCCAUCCUACGACGCCGCCGCCCCCGCAAGCUCGGACGCCCGAUUCUGAGAAGCCCCGAGUCAUCAUCGUCGCCGUUCGAAAGUCGGGCCGAGUCCGCAUGCACAAAUCCAAAGAGAACCCCACCGGUACCUUUUCCAUCGGCAAGUCGUGGAAUCUUGACGACCUCACCCAGAUCGAGUCUUUCACCGGGCCCCAGGUGAGCCCCAACCACCGCCAAUGGGGCGGCGACACGGGCUUCCUCGUCAGUCUCGGCAAGCCAUACUAUUGGCAGGCCCAGACCGACAAGGAGAAGAAGUUCUUCAUUGCGAGCCUGAUCAAGAUCUACGGCAAGUACACGGGCGGCAAGAUCCCCGAGCUCAGCGGCUUCGACCAACGCGAGCUCGACCAGGUCCUCGGCGCUGGGAGACGGCCGCCACCCGCGGCCGCGCCGCGGCCUCCGCCCUUGGAGCCUUCGCCUAGCCAGCCGAGCGCCCCUCCAACCGCGCCAGUCCCGCCUGUGCCUUCGGCAUUGAGCACUCCAGAGCAGCCGCGCUUCCAGAAGCCGCCGACUGUACGGCCCCCGCUGAACGGCUCGAACUCCCCGGCCGCUAGCUUCGACUCGACGCGAUCGGGAGAGAGGCCGCCGGCGCCGCGAUGGACGGCACAGAAUAACAGGAGCCAGGACUCUUUUGCGAACAGGAGCGAUGAUACCUCCAGCAUACCGCCUCGCUCCCGGAACGGGAUGGCUGGGCCUGGCGCCUUUGCGCGUUUUGGAGAGUCGAGAGAGCCGUCUGAGCCGCCGGCGGACACUCGCACUCCUCCCCAACCGCAGGCUGACGAGAAGCCGCCGCCAGAGAGAAGAAGACCGCCCAUGGAUCCGUCUCGCCCUCAAGACCGGGAUCUGGUGCCCCCACCGCUUAUGAGCCCUACCAACAAGCGAGAUCCCGUCGCGCCGCCGCCGAGAAGCACAGAUCGGAUGUCGCCAAGAAAGGGCUCGGCCACGGGCCAAGAGCGUGGAGCUCCCACGUUGCCGAGCGCGUUCAAGGAUCGAGACGUCCCGCCGCCGGCCAUGGCACCUCUCGACACGACCAUGAAGUCAGAGUCGCCUAUGCCUGGACUGUCUCGGGGGGCGCCCGCAGCCGCCUCCGUCGCCACCACCUCGCAGCCCGAGACUCCGGCGGCCUCGACUCCUACUGCGACGGAAACCCCGCCCGUGCCAGACAUCCCAGACGAGGAAUCAAGACCCGGCCUGGGACCCAUGAUCAAGGCGAAGCGGUCCAAGGGCGACAUUGCUGGUGCUCUUUGGAAGGCCGCAAGCGCCGCCAACGCUUUCCGCCCGCGUCCCGGCGGUGCUGGAGACCGCCUUCGACAGGCGCAGAACAAGACGACCAUGGAGGGACCGGAUGGCAUCACAGGCGUCGUGCCAGCCCCGCCUCGCCCCGUGUCAAAGGACCAAAAAUCAGAUGCGCCAGAAGCCUCGAAACCAGCAGAGAGCGAGUCGCCUAUCCCUGAGGUAAAGAUUACGCCGUCAACUUCAAACCAGCUCGCGAGCAAGUCCAGCACGGAGACGGCCGCCGCGUCGGUGAAGAAGGAGGAACCUCGAAAGGAAGAGACUCCUGGACGAUCAGUCGUUGCUGGAAACGACGCCAAGUACAUGCAAUCCCUUGGCAUUGACCCAACAUUUUUGGACGGCCGAAGCGAGGAGUUCGGCAAGUGGCUCGACUACUUCGGCUGGGUUCCGGGAGACCGCAUGCGGGCACAGAGCAUAGACGAGAUGAAGGCCGAUCUCGAAAGGGAGCUGAACAAGGCCCAGGCUGGCGGCUGGCUCGCCCGCUUCCAGGAGGAGGACGAGAGGGUCGGCGCCAUCAAGAGAGGCAUCGAUGUUGCCAUCGCAGAGUGUGAGGAGAUGGAUAAUUUGCUCACCCUCUACUCUGUCGAACUCUCGACUCUAUCCGACGACAUUUCCUACAUUGAGGCUCAAGGCCAGGGUCUUCAAGUACAGACUGCCAAUCAGAAGCUGCUGAGGAAGGAGCUCGAAUCCCUCCUCGAGACCUGCGCCAUCACCUCAUCAGAUCUCGAGGCACUUCGACUGGCACCGCUGGACGAUCUGCGAGGCUUAGAAGAGGUCGAAACUGCCCUUGUGACGCUCUUCAAGGCUAUGAGCAAGAUGGAUCCGUCCAUUGGCACCAACGACGCGACCCCGCCUGCCGGCAGCGCGUUGGAUUCCGACCGAGCCCUUGGUCUCAACAGCGACUACGGGCAGAUGCGAAUCGUGCAAGAGAAGAAGGACAUGUAUCUCCAAGAGAACGCCUACUUCAUGCGACGGCUUCUCGAGGUCAUGGCGCUUCAAUUUGACGAGGCGUAUUCUGAGACGAAGCGGUCCCUCGAAGGUGCUCUGGCGAAGAAAGUCGAUCCGUCCAACUACGACGCGGGCCGUGACCUGCUCUGGAAGUACAGCCCGUUGAUGCUCUACGCCAGGGAUGCAGACUUGGACAACUGGAACAGGCUGGUGCAAAUCUAUCAAGACAAGAGCCACCCUGUUUACAAGUCGCAAUUCCAGAACGUUGUGGCCAUUUGGCGCAAAAACGCCCGCAAGAUGACGGCCGAAGAUGCCGAGCUGCUCUUCUCGUCACAGGUAGAGAAGCAGCAAGAAGGCGUGGCGAGCACUGCGCGGAAGUUGACGGUCAAGCGAAGCCAGACGUUGGCGAGAGCUCUCAGGUCGCCCCUCGCAGACGGAAGCAAAGCACAUGCAACAGAAAAGGGUGGCUCAGACUCGAGGAGCUUUCCGUACGAGGUAUUCGCUGGGGUUCUGGACGAUCUCCUGCCGCUCGUGGAGAUGGAGCAAAACUUUGUCACCGACUUCUUCCACGCCUCGACGCUGGAGCAAGUUGACUUCCCCGACGCUGUUGCGGCUAAUCCGCCUCGCAAUCGUCGCGGAGGGGACCUGAAGCGGCACCGCCUCAUGGAGCCCGACAGGGAGCUGGCUCGUCGGGUGACCAGAUCCAUGGAGGUUAUAUUCGUCUUCCUCGAGUCCGAACUGCAACGCUUGAUGGAGUGGGUGAUUGGGCAAGAUCCAUUGCAAGGUAUUGGCGUUCUCGCCGUGCUGGAGAAGAAAAUGUCGGAGAUGGCCCAGUCGAAUCAAGACUACCUCAACACCCUUCUCCAAAGGUUGCACAGUCUGUUGGAGGGCCGCUUCCACAAAUUCGUCGAUGAGCAGAUCCGCGCCAUCGAAGAGACAAAGGUCAAGAUCAACAAGCGCAAGGGUGUCAUCUCCUUCAUCCGCGUCUUCCCGGCGUUCAUGACCGCGGUCGAGAACAUGCUUGUCGGCCUCGACUCGAACCUGGCCCUUCGCCGCACCAUUGACCGCGAGUACGACCGCAUUCUCAAGUCCAUGUUCGACUCGCUCAUGGUCAUUGCCCGAGAGCACCCUGCUGCCGGCGUCGCGAGCGGGGCCGCUGAUCCAGAGGACAAGGAGGCGCUCAACUUCCACAUCCUGCUGAUUGAGAACAUGAACCACUUUAUCGAAGAUACGGACACGCGCGGUCUCGAGGUACUGGAGGACUGGAAGGAGCAGGCAAGCAGGGAAUACCAUGAGCACAUGGGUCUCUACCUAAACGCCGUCAUGCGACGUCCGCUGGGCAAGCUGCUGGAUCACCUCGAAAAUAUCGAGGCGCAGAUCCAGACGGGCAAGUCGCCCACGGCCAUCGCCGGGCAGCCCUCCAACAGCAAGCUCAUCUUCAACAAGAUCCUCAGCUACUACGACUCCAAGGAGGUGCGCAAGGGCAUCGAGGCACUGCGCAAGCGAGUCGAGAAGCACUUUGGCGACGCCGACGACCCUGCGCUGAGCCGCGGCCUCGUGCAGAACGUGACGAGGGAAUGCGAGACCUUUUACAACGAGGUGGAGAGCCGGAUAGGGCGCGUGACGACGGACGUGUACGGAGGCGAGGUGGCGUUCGAAUGGCCCCGGGCCGACGUCAAGGCUGCUUUUCGCUGA
Messenger RNA from Purpureocillium lilacinum, 4131 nucleotides. RefSeq lists its product as uncharacterized. NCBI's taxonomy places the organism in Eukaryota, Fungi, Ascomycota, Sordariomycetes, Hypocreales, Ophiocordycipitaceae. Gene Ontology annotation, cellular component: exocyst; plasma membrane. Gene Ontology annotation, molecular function: phosphatidylinositol-4,5-bisphosphate binding. Gene Ontology annotation, biological process: exocytosis; Golgi to plasma membrane transport. The record is from RefSeq and is a predicted model, not a curated record.